AUGUUAAUAUUUGCCAGUUCUGAACAAUUAGAUAUUUUACAAUCAUGUGAUGAUUUUCUUGUUGAUGGUACAUUUAAAGUUGUUCCUGAGAUUUUUUAUCAAUUAUAUGUUGUACAUGCCAUCUAUCAUGGACACGUUGUACUAGUUGUCUAUUCAUUACUCAGUCGUAAAAACAGUGAUACAUAUCAACGUCUUAUAAAUGAAAUAAUAGAAUUUGCUCCAUGCUGGUUUUCUGGUUCUAUUUUACUUGAUUUCGAAAAUGCAUGUAUUAAUAUAUUCGACAGUAGUUUUGUUAAUAUAUCAUUAUCUGGUUGUUAUUUCCAUUUUCGUCAAAAUCUUCAUCGACAACUUCAGGCAUUAGGUUAUCAGAAUCAUUAUCAAGAAGAUGUUAAAUUUGCUCAUAAUAUUAAUAAAAUAGCUGCGUUAGCUUUUAUUCCACCUUGUGAUGUAUUACAUGCAUAUUCACGUCUUGCAUUAGAUUUUGAUGAUGAUUACCAAGAUAUUUUAAAUUAUUUUGAAGAUACAUAUAUAGGACGACUUCGCCCUAACAAUACACGACGUCAACCAAUAUUUAGUAUUAAAUUUUGGAAUAUGCAUACAAGGACAACACAAUUAUCCAUGAGUACAAAUAAUUCUGUAGAAGCAUGGCAUCGUCGUAUAGGAUGUGUAUUUCAAUGCGCACAUCCUACGCUUUGGUCAUUUUUACAAAAACUAAUUCAUGAAGAACAUGCAACACAUGCUGAUAUUGUUCAUAUAAAUAGCACCAAAACAUAA
Didymodactylos carnosus is the source of this 774-nucleotide messenger RNA. The record is from the annotation of a GenBank genome assembly. NCBI's taxonomy places the organism in Eukaryota, Metazoa, Rotifera, Eurotatoria, Philodinida, Philodinidae.